Capra hircus (goat) is the source of this 1003-nucleotide messenger RNA. RefSeq names its product NADH:ubiquinone oxidoreductase complex assembly factor 8 (gene NDUFAF8). NCBI's taxonomy places the organism in Eukaryota, Metazoa, Chordata, Mammalia, Artiodactyla, Bovidae. Gene Ontology annotation, biological process: mitochondrial respiratory chain complex I assembly. Gene Ontology annotation, cellular component: mitochondrion. The coding region runs from base 286 to 771 and encodes 161 amino acids. The record is from RefSeq and is a predicted model, not a curated record. The transcript has 5 exons.
CCGCGGGCCAAUUACCCGAGUGAGGAGGGCCUUGCGGCCGACUUCGGGAAACAGUUUGCGCGUGAACCAAUACAAAGUCCAAGGACAGCGACCGACAACGAGCCAACUGCAGGGCUCUGGGAGACUGAGAGCGGUUCCGGAGAGGCUAAGGCGAGGGCUAAGCCUGACCAAGUGACAAAGCGCAAGAAAGAUUGUGGGCGGAAGUGCCUGCCGGUUAAGCUGUUGGGCGCCGGAAGAGGCCGGACCUAAGAUGGCGGCGCCCACAGGUGCCGGGAGGAGCCGCUCAUGUCGGGGAACGGAGCUGUGUGGGGUCGCGUGCGAAGCCGCCUCCGCGCCUUUCCCGAGUGUCUAGCUGCCUGUGAGGCCGAGGCCGCGGCCUACGGCAGGUGCGUGCAGGCGUCCACGGCCCCGGGCGGCUGCUUGAAGAAGGAUCUGUGCGCGCAGGAGUUCGAGGCUUUGCGGAGCUGCUUCGCUGCUGCGGUGCUUCAAGGGGGCACAGCCCCACACCAGCCGGCGCGACCCCCGCCGCCACGGAGGCUGCCUGUAAUGAGGCUGGCACAAGGUUUUGAGCUGGUGCCCAAGAUGUCAAGGUCCUGGGUUCCCUCGACUCGCAAUCAUUGUGGCUGGGAUAUGCGGCUCGCCCUUGUCACCAAUCUCCAAUCUGACAUGUUUCAUCCAAGAUGCACGUGUCGCUUGGACUUGCUUCCUGGCUCUCGGCAGCUUCCGUGCUUUACUCAGAGCACUCCCUCCGGGAGGCCAAGAAGACCCUGACAGGAGGCCAUUAGGAAAGACUACAAGCUCCAAUGCACGUCCCUGGGUGCCUGGCACUGAUGGCCUCAAGGGGCAAGCGUCUAAAACCUUAAAAGCUCUUGGGGCUAAAAGGACUGGAAACACAUUAGGUAUGCAUGAGCAGGAGAAUGGGUUUUCCAGCCUUGCACACCUAAGGAUUUGGGGACAAUAAGACGCAAUGAACCCACAAUAAAGAUCAGAUCAGAUACUGUAA